Molecule: messenger RNA, 1669 nt
Organism: Pterocles gutturalis (yellow-throated sandgrouse)
Lineage: Eukaryota; Metazoa; Chordata; Aves; Pterocliformes; Pteroclidae
Gene: GABRA1
Product: gamma-aminobutyric acid (GABA) A receptor, alpha 1
Exons: 9
Coding region: 1-1407 (468 amino acids)
Biological process (GO): regulation of postsynaptic membrane potential; synaptic transmission, GABAergic; monoatomic ion transmembrane transport
Cellular component (GO): postsynapse; synapse; GABA-A receptor complex
Molecular function (GO): transmitter-gated monoatomic ion channel activity involved in regulation of postsynaptic membrane potential; benzodiazepine receptor activity; inhibitory extracellular ligand-gated monoatomic ion channel activity
Source: RefSeq, a predicted model, not a curated record
AUGUUGACGAUUAUUUUCCUUCUAGUUUCAGAGCCCACCAUGAAGAGACUCCUGGUGCUUUGUGACUGCCUCUGGGCCUGGAGCCUCCUUCUGAAUGCACUGACUGAAAGAAGCUAUGGACAAGCCUCAUCACAAGAUGAACUUAAAGACAACACCACAGUAUUUACCAGAAUAUUGGAUCGUCUGCUGGAUGGUUAUGACAACCGUUUGAGACCAGGACUGGGAGAGCGUGUAACUGAAGUGAAGACUGACAUCUUCGUCACCAGUUUUGGGCCUGUUUCAGACCAUGAUAUGGAAUACACCAUAGAUGUAUUUUUCCGACAAAGCUGGAAAGAUGAGAGAUUAAAAUUCAAAGGACCUAUGACUGUUCUCCGGUUAAAUAAUUUAAUGGCCAGUAAAAUUUGGACACCUGAUACCUUCUUCCACAAUGGAAAGAAGUCAGUGGCUCAUAACAUGACGAUGCCAAAUAAACUAUUACGAAUUACAGAGGAUGGGACAUUGCUAUACACAAUGAGAUUGACUGUGAGAGCAGAAUGUCCAAUGCAUUUAGAAGACUUUCCUAUGGAUGCACAUGCUUGCCCCUUGAAAUUUGGAAGCUAUGCUUAUACCAGAGCAGAGGUUGUGUAUGAAUGGACACGGGAACCAGCAAGGUCAGUGGUUGUGGCUGAAGACGGCUCGCGGUUGAACCAAUAUGAUCUGCUUGGACAAACUGUGGACUCUGGAAUUGUUCAGUCCAGUACAGGGGAAUAUGUUGUUAUGACUACACAUUUUCAUUUGAAAAGAAAGAUAGGUUACUUCGUCAUCCAGACUUAUCUGCCGUGCAUCAUGACAGUGAUACUGUCACAGGUGUCCUUCUGGCUUAAUAGAGAAUCUGUUCCAGCAAGAACUGUAUUUGGAGUGACAACUGUCCUGACAAUGACUACUCUGAGCAUCAGCGCAAGGAAUUCGCUCCCCAAGGUGGCCUAUGCCACUGCCAUGGAUUGGUUUAUAGCCGUGUGCUAUGCCUUUGUGUUUUCUGCACUCAUCGAAUUUGCCACAGUGAAUUACUUCACAAAGAGAGGCUAUGCAUGGGAUGGCAAAAGCGUCGUUCCUGAGAAGCCAAAGAAAGUGAAGGAUCCUCUCAUUAAGAAAAAUAACACGUACACAGCUGCAGCUACGAGCUACACCCCUAAUAUUGCAAGGGACCCUGGGCUGGCAACCAUUGCUAAAAGUGCAACGAUUGAGCCCAAAGAAGUUAAGCCAGAAACAAAACCUGCAGAACCCAAGAAGACUUUUAACAGCGUCAGUAAAAUUGAUCGACUAUCAAGAAUAGCAUUCCCAUUGCUUUUUGGAAUCUUUAACCUAGUCUAUUGGGCAACCUAUUUAAACCGGGAGCCUCAGUUAAAAGCUCCGACUCCACACCAAUAACCUCAUUUAUUCAUAUUGUUCUGUUUUGUCUUUUGCUCUGGGAGUUGCUUUCUGUUUUCAUAUACAGUAAUUCCCAUUUGCUUCAUUGCCUCUGUCUAAAAGACAAUAAAGAUUUCUUUAUUUAACUAAAGGUAAAAUAAUAACUGUAUAUUUUAAAAAUCUGUGUAAGGGAGAGAAAAAUAUAAGCUAUAUACUUUGGAAAAGUGAUUCUGACAAAUGGGAAAGAAAGAAUGGUAGAGUACUGAAAGAAAAAAAAAAAAAC